Molecule: messenger RNA, 7119 nt
Organism: Anguilla anguilla (European eel)
Lineage: Eukaryota; Metazoa; Chordata; Actinopteri; Anguilliformes; Anguillidae
Gene: poln
Product: polymerase (DNA directed) nu
Exons: 28
Coding region: 131-4633 (1500 amino acids)
Biological process (GO): double-strand break repair; DNA-templated DNA replication
Molecular function (GO): DNA binding; DNA-directed DNA polymerase activity
Source: RefSeq, a predicted model, not a curated record
GAAUAGACUGCACGUUUGAGUCGUCGGGGCGCGGAACAACGGAUACUAAGCAGACCGACAAUUGGAAAUUGGCACUAGGAGUCAGGACGCUGUGUGUGCCAGAUCUGGAGGCGGCCUGAGAGGACCGGAGAUGGAGCACCGCAGCCGGGCUGGACAGCCCCUGUCCGCAUCUGCGCAGAGGAUCCUGGCUGCGCUGAGGGCCCAGCACGCAGACAGAGGGGCCCUGCGCAGACAGAGGUCUGUGCCUUCAGCAGGAGAAACAGGAGGAGCCGUGCUGAGGCGAAUUCAGGAGGAGGGCAGCUGGAGCAGAACACAGCAGGGCUCAACCACAGGGGAUCAGAGAGGAGCUGGCAGAUCGUGGUCCAGGGGUCACCUCGGGGAUCACCUGCAGGUGGAGGGGAUCAGGGACCGGCCUUCUCCACCUCCCUACGCACAUAUCCCAGAGCUGAGCUGGAACAGCAGGAGUGGAGGGCGGGCCCCAGCAGUCGGUGUUCCCCUUUCACCCCAGGGGCCCCCAGAGGAUGAGGGUGGGAUCAGGGGCAAUGGGGCGGGUCCUGAAAGGGAGAGUGGGGCCAGGCAGCUGCUGCUUCAGUCUGACAUCAUCAACAUGGGAGGGGCUCAGGCUAGCGGCCAUGGGGAGAGGGAGGGGCCGUGCAGAGUGGCAGGCCGAGAGGAGCCAGUGCUGGGGGCCCUGAACCACCCAGUAUGCCAGGCAGGGCCUCAGGGUGGACGGAGGCAGUUUGGGAGACUGCUGCUACCGCCGUGGAACCGCGUGUCAAAGGAAGGGGAGCAGGCAGGGCGGGGCAAAGAGGGGGCGGAGUCUGAGAAGGGGCUUGCCGAAGCGCUGGGGGACGGACAGAUCAGGAGCUUUGGAGGAGGGUCGUGGCCUGCGAGAGAGGCGGCAUUCCGGUUGCCUGGAGACAGCGUAACGCAGGGAGGUGAUUGGGUUGGAUGGGGACGCGGUGAGAUGCUCCGCUUUGGGCGGUCCCUGCAGAGGGAUGGCGUGGUCGAGGAUGCAGAAGAGAGGCGCUGCAGAAAUGGUGCGCUGUUAGGGAUGCAGCCAGCAGUGCAGGGGGGGUUCCAGGUGACCUCGCCCUCUGGGUGGGAGGCCGCCCCUACAGAGAUAGAGUGCUUCAGGAACCCCGCCUGGAGCGACACUGGAGCAGGGGACCAGCUAGCGAUGUAUAGGGAGGAGGACAGUCUGAGUCCAUUUAGGCACACUGUGCUACAGGAGGACCAUUUGGUGUGCUAUAGGGAGGAACAGGUGGAAGACUACAGGGUGGAACAGGCAGAAGGCUACAGGGAGGAACAGCCAAGAGCCUACGGGGAGGAACAGCCGGGAGGCUACAGGGAGGAACAGGCCAGAGGCUACAGGGAGAAACAGCCAAGAGCCUACGGGGAGGAACAGCCGGGAGGCUACAGGGAGGAACAGGCCGGAGGCUACAGGGAGGAACAUGCAGGGGGCUACGGAGCAGAACAGGCGGGAGGCUGCAGGGAGGAACAGGCCGGAGGCUACAGGGAGGAACAUGCAGGGGGCUACGGAGCAGAACAGGCGGGAGGCUGCAGGGAGGAACAGGCCGGAGGCUGCAGGGAGGAACAGGCCGGAGGCUACAGGGAGGAACAUGCAGGAGGCUACAGGGCAGAACCGGCCGGAGGCACCAGGGAGGAACAGCCGGGAGGCUCCAGGGAGGAACAGGCCGGAGGCUACAGGGCAGAACAGGCCGGAGGCUGCAGGGAGGAACAGCCGGGAGGCUCCAGGGAGGAACAGGCCGGAGGCUACAGGGCAGAACAGGCCGGAGGCUACAGGGAGGACCAGGCGGGAGGCUGCAGGGAGGAACAGCCCGGAGGCUGCAGGGAGGACCAGGCGGGAGGCUGCAGGGAGGAACAGGCCGGAGGCUGCAGGGAGGAACAGGCGGGAGGCUGCAGGGAGGAACAGGCGGGAGGCUACAGAGACUCUGAGAGGGAUCCACACUCUGAGUAUCAGGACAACAGAGAACACACAGGAAGUGCGGCAGUGUGUCCUUCGCUCACAGAAGGUCAGAUGGAGACGUCCAAUCAGGACAGGCCCAAUGACACCGCCUCUCAGGUGAAUGGGACUGACCAUGGGGACAGCUCAGAGGCUGCAGGUGUUGGCAGUGGAAGACUGGAGUCCGGUGUGGAUCUGGCCCUGGAGAGCUCCUGCCCCAUCAAGGAGAUCCCAGCUAACAGCGAGUGUACCCCCCCUGCCCCCUCCACCACGGGCCCGUCCUGCCCGGACCACUCCCAGCCCCUGCCUCGCCGUGGCAACAGCCAGGGCACAGCCAACCGGGUCGUCCCUCUGAAGAGGAGGCGGGCCUCCCCUCCACCCAAGAGCUCUGGUGCUAAGAGGCCGGGGAGGUGGGAGCCCCCGCGCCCGUCCCAGGAGAGGAGGAGCAGGGGCGUGACUCAGACACCCACGCCCCCGGCCCCCUCCCCAGCCCCCGAGGCAGGCGGGGAGGGCCUGAACACACACGGGGUGACGUCCGAGUCCCACAGCCCCCCAGGACCACAAGCCCCACCCGAAUUGCCCAAACCCCUCAAAGAGAAACGGGCGGGGCGCGGCGGGCGGGGUCAGGAAACCCACCGCCGCGAGGAAGGGCAGGAGCCGUCCUGGGCGCCGACCUCUGACCCCGCGGUGCGGGACGCCAGCCGGUUCAGCCGGGAGGAGAGGGCCCAGGCGCUGCAGGAGGUCGCCCGUGCCCCCGCCCUGGUCCUCACCAUGGUGUACCAGGACGGCAGUACCCAGCUCUGCCCAAAGCAGAAGUCCCUCCCCUCGGCGUGCGGUGUGCUGGUCCUGCUGAAGCGGAGCCUGGACGUGACCGGGCCGGAGGAGACGCCGGGCCCCGGCGACAGCCUCGUCUUCCUCCGGCUGGAGCAGCGGCCGGCCUGGGCCCAGCAAGACCUGGACCGGGACCAGGACCUCUUCACCAGAGAGGUGGUGCAGCGGGUGGUGUCGGCUGGCCAGGUGGUGGUGUGCUACAAAGCCAAGGACCUGCUCCGCUCGCUGCUGCAGCACUUCAGAGGAGACCUCGGCUGGAAGCAAGUGGCCCAGUGCCGCAUUCUGGACCCUCAGAUUGCAGCUUGGCUGCUUGAUCCGGCCGACUCCGCCUCCUGCUUCCAGGACUUGGUAACCAAACACUGCAGGAGACCAGCCAAGCACCCACUGCAGCCCCCGGCAUCCGGCAAGGCAUCUAACCUGGGCAUCAGCCUCUCCCUGCUCUACCAGCUCAUGAUGGAGCUGCGCUCAAACCUGCAGGCUCAGGGGCUGUGGGAGCUCUUCUCCAGCAUGGAGCUCAGCAUGAUUCCAGUGCUGGCAGCCAUGGAGAGCCAUCGCAUCCAUGUGGACAAGGAGGCUCUGAAGAGGACCUCGGAAAUGCUGGGGGCGAAGCUGAAACAGUUGGAGCAGGAAGCCCACAAGGCAGCGGGGCAGCAGUUCCUGGUGUCCAGCAGCGCUCAGCUCCGAUUGGUUCUGUUUGAGAAGCUGCGGCUGCAGGAUCGCUGUGAGAACAGGAAGCUGCCCAAGACCGUGCUCAAGCAGCAGCAGUCCACGUCUGAAGCAGUGCUUCUGCAGCUCCAGGACCUCCAUCCACUGCCCAGGAUCAUACUGGAGUACAGACAGGUUCACAAGAUAAAAUCGACCUUCGUUGAUGGGAUUCUGUCGUGCAUGAAAAAGACGUACGUCUCCUCCACCUGGAACCAGACCAGCGCAGUGAGCGGGCGUCUGUCAGCCAAGCAGCCUAAUUUCCAAGCCCUUCCCAGACAGCCUGUUCAGAUCAGUAAGAAGCAGUACAUCCCAGGAAAGCAGGCGGAGGUGGUGACGGUUCACCCGCGCGACAUGUUCAUACCCCAGGAGGGCCGCACCUUUUUGGCCGCCGACUUCUGCCAGGUGGAGCUGCGCCUCCUGGCUCACCUGACCUCUGACCCUGAACUGCUGCGGCUCUUCCAGGACCCGGAUGCAGACGUCUUCUCCAUGCUGGCCUCACAGUGGAAGGGAGUCCCUGAAGACCGGCUGAACCCGGAAGACAGGGAGCACGCCAAGCGCAUCGUCUACUCCGUGGUCUACGGAGCAGGCAGGGAGCGUCUCUCUGGGAUUUUGGGGGUCAGCGCAGAGCAGGCCAGUCGGUUUGUGGACAGUUUCCUGCAGAGGUACAGAGAGGUGCAGAACUUCAUACAGAGGACCAUCCAGCAGUGUCAAAAACAAGGAUACGUGGUGUCUAUAAUGGGACGUCGGCGGUCUCUGCCUAACAUUCACUCUGCCGACUGGGCUGUCCGGAACCAGGCAGAACGGCAGGCCGUGAACUUUGUGGUCCAAGGCUCUGCAGCAGACCUCUGUAAGAUGGCCAUGAUCCGCAUCUUCUCCCUGGUGUCCUCUUCCUCCUCCCUCACACCCAGGUUGUUGGCCCAGAUUCACGAUGAGCUACUCUUUGAGGUGGAAGACUCCCAGGUGGAGGACUUUGCAGCUUUGGUUCAGACCACCAUGGAGUCGCUGCAGCACAUUGACUCGCUUGGAGUUCAUCUCAAGGUCCCUCUGAAGGUGGUGGUGUCGAGCGGCAGGUCGUGGGGCUCCAUGUCGGAGCUGCACCUCCCCCCCGCUCCUCCACGCCCGGCUCUCUGAGCCUCUGUCUGGAUGCUCAUUGCUAGGCAACCGCUGGCAGCUGCAGCUUCUGCUGCACCUCGUUCUGCAGAAUUCUCCCGCACUCGCUGUCUGUAUCCGGGGGCAACGGCAGAGGCUCCAGACUGGAUCGCACCAGUUCCUUUUUUUUUUUUUUGCCAAUUUUCUAUUUUCUCCUCUUCUCUUUUCCCCUCUCUUCUGUCUCUCCCGCUCCUCUGUUCUCACUUGAGCAGGCAAGGCCAGUCUGACCGUGUGAAGGUUUCGUCUGAUUCGCUUUUAUUCAGGACUGUCUUUGUAAAGGCGCUGACGCUGCUAUCACUUCAAAUUGCCUUACCAUCGGAAUGCAAGGUGCCAGAACCUAUUUUAGACAUGAGCCUUUUGGAUUUGAACUGUUUAAAUGUUCAACGCUGCAUCUAUUCUAGGAUCCACAAAGUCAGAGCCUCCAGCAGUAUUUAUUUUCCUGUUGUUAUAAUAGUACGCAUUCAUAAAAGCCUCUUUUUUCAGGCCGAAGCAUGAACUGAAAAUGAUUGCGGAAGUAGAUUUCAGUGUUGGGGUUCUAAUGAAUUUUGUAUGCUGUUUUCCAAUUGACAUUGCUGUUCUGUAGCUCUGUCUUCACAUUGUCCCCAUUUAAGAAUUUUGACAGUUAAUAUGUUUAAUGUUGAAGCGCUUUGUGAAUUUAAAUUUUGAACUAAAAUUUGAAAUGGCGUGUUGCUUGCUUGAGUGCAGUGAUUGCACCUUUCCCCUGAGCGCGUUGGGCAAUCCCUUAUUAGUGCGUUUGGCAGCAGUGUGCGUAGGCCUUUCUUUUUUUGUCUCUGUGGCUUUGUGGCCUUUUGAGCACAAAUAUGCCCUCACACAUUCCCACACAUGCAUACGCGCACACAUACACACACACACACACACACACACACACCCUCUCAGCAACAGACCCGCUGACCCAGUUUCACUCUGGCUAAUGAAUGUCUCACUUUCAGGUGUUAUGUGCAGUGCAUUGUGGGAUGACUGGGCACCCUGUGGUCUUAUUUCGAGCCUGUUGAAGCACUGGGGCCUGAACACUCAGGCCUAAAUCCGUUAGAGUGUUAGAUGGACCAAAACAUCAGGAACUAGGCUCUCCGAUCAUUAAAAAAUACAUUUAUUGCAUUUUUUUAUGUCGGCACUCCCCAAAAUGAGUCAUUUACUGACUGUCCGAAUGGCCGUUUGGCUCAGUGCGCAGUGCCGCAGAAUGUUCCGGGAGCUGGGAACACUCACUCACCAGCUCUGACCUAACGGGCCCUGUCAGGGGUUCACUGAGAUCCAGUUUAGCCUCAUCAUUUGAUUUUCUUUUUUUUUUUUUUGAUUCCUACUUUACAAACAAAAGCAGUACCUGCUGCAGUGAUGGACUGAUGGACAAGAGGGAUAUGGACUGAUGGACAAGAGGGAUUUCUCAAGGCAGUACAGGAUGGGCGUGGGCAGGGGGCGUGGCUCUCUUACACUGAACACGCACGGAUUCUAAAUUGCGGAGAAAAAACUACAACUAUUACAAUUUCAUAUUUGCUGUUUUAUUUGUGCUAUAUGCUUCUUACUACGUUGGCUCUUAAAAUAUGACCUGAGAUCUGUAUGGAGUAGGAAAAAAGUCGGCCUUCAGUGUUACGCAAAGCACGAUAUCCUGCUGAACACUUCAGACUCUCCUACCAAAUACAUUUGCCUACUGAACACACUGUCCUACCCGCUUCUGGUCAAAGUGAAUGGUGAAUGCUGAAGCCAUAUGGAGAGAUUUGAUAAGACUGUUCCUGAUUGGACAUGGUGGACGCACACAACCCUGAGCAGGGCUGGACAGCUCGAGUCACAGAUAAACCCAUUUCCCAGAAAACCACCAUCAUAAAGGGUAACGUACACACUGCCUCCCAAAGCUCUUCCCUGCAUGUACACAGUAUUUAGUGUUUGUGUGUGUGUGUGUGUGUGUGUGUGUGCUUGAAAUCCGUUUCUCUGUCUUUAUUUGCUUGAAAACUGAGUCUACUGAGAACAUUUGUCAUUAAAUCAUCAGUCUUUGUUAGUCCAUAGAAAUGUAAAUUAAAAAUACACUUGAUGUUGAUCUGAGGUUAGUUUUCCUGUUCUGUGUUACUUGUUUUAUUUAUUUAUUUAUCAGAUGCUUUUAUCCAGUGCGUAUGUCUGUUGCGUAGUUGGUUCAUGUAUCUUCUUUUCCCUGUUUCUAUGGUGAUCUGCAAAAAAAAAACGAUUCAGAAGCUAAAAAACAGUGCAAGCUUGUGUUUUGUUUUUUAUUGAAACCGUAUGUACAUCCAUUUCUUUCAUAAUGCAGGAAAUCAUUUCUUUACAUCUUUACAGUGUUUCCUUUAAAAAAAAAAAAGAAGAAAAGAAAAAAGGAAAUCCAAAGACCAAAAUAACAGUGAAAGGAAUAUUAAAGGAACUCAAAUACAAACCCCAGAGAACCAGGAUAUCACUGCAUACACGACAGUCAUUCUGUCCACAGGCUGGCCACGCCCUAACACCCUCGC